Messenger RNA from Xyrichtys novacula (pearly razorfish), 3307 nucleotides. The record is from the annotation of a GenBank genome assembly. Lineage: Eukaryota; Metazoa; Chordata; Actinopteri; Labriformes; Labridae.
AGACGCUCUCUUACUGCGAUCCGCUCAGGCUGUAACAUCGGAGACACCCCAGCCAUCUGAAGUAAAGCGGGGAGGUCAAAAACAAGCGGGAAUAACCCAUACAAAAACUAAAAGGAAAAAAAAGAAACAAGGGGAUAUUCAGAGCCCGGACAACAGGGACGGAAUACAACUUUUUCAUCGUACUUUUUGAUUUUCCUCUAAAAAAUACCUGGAACUUUGGACAUGAUGAGGAUUCUCAGUGUUGUGCUCCUGGUGGUUCACGCCUUGGGUAAGUUUCAUGGUGGUUUGACUUCAUCUUAGACACUGUUGUAGUAACAUUUCCUUUAUUUUCAGUGUUUAUAUUCUCAGCCCCAGAGUAUCAAACCUCUCGAGCAUGGCCGAGCUUUUGACAUGUCUUGCAAACCUCCCAGUCUUUAAGGCAAUGUUUUCAUGAUGCCAGCCGAUUCAGGAGCUAAUGGGGCCAUCUUUCUAUUUUAGAGCAGGCUUUAUGUAACCGGAUACAUUUAUUUUUAACUCAUAUUCUUGCUUGACAUUAGCUUACUGUCUGUCCAUGCAUUUUGUGAGUGUGUAGGAGGCAGAGAGCAGGCUUUAACCAUGCCUCCAACAGUUUGAGUCCCUGCACCAGUUUGGGGCUGGUUUACACUUUGUCAAAGUUCUCCUGAGUAAAGUAGAGGAAACCUGAAACCUGAAACCCAUGCUGUGUAUUCAAGCAUGUGAAUUUCCUAACAGAGCUCAGUUUUGAGCCAAACAUCCAACUUCCUUGUGCACAACAUGUUUCAACUUGCCCCCAGAAGUCCUGCCCACCUUGGCUCAGCAACCCCUAACAGUUGAAGCCCCCUAGAGGAUGAGUGGUCUUGAGCGAAAACCCUUUGAAAUGGAAACUUUGAGGCAAUUUUUUAAUAAUUUUGUCUUUUUUUUUUAUUUUCUAGUGGUGUCCAGACUGGCCAGUGGCGCUGCAGUCGACAGGUACGAGAGCGACAGGCAUCGCACCACAGCUGUCAUCAACUUUUUGGACACAACCAAAGACAGAAGGGUAGAAGAGGCGAGCAGGAGUGCAGGUGCAACGACAAUGGAGCACAUCCAGGAAGAAGAGGACGAGGAUUAUGAUGAUGAAUAUUAUUAUGAAGAGGAUUAUGAAGAUGGCAUGUCUGGAGAUUAUGACAUGGAGCUGCCACAAGGUAAGACAGCGAUUCUGUCAUUUCCUUCAAUCACCCUUAACAUGCUGUCAGUACAAAAAGAUUAAAAUGUGUCAUUUCUGUCUGUGUUUUUGAUUAGUUGCCAUGUCAAGCAAACCUAAGGAUGCGUCUGCCAUCUUGGACGCUGAAAGGACUGAAGGGAAGAGAAGGAGAGCAAAGGGGAGAAAGAGAGGGAAGGGAAAGGGGAAGAAGAGGAAUCCCUGUCUGAAGAAAUACAAGGAUUUCUGCAUCCACGGCACCUGUCAGUACCUGAGGGACAUCCGUGCCCCCUCCUGUGUGUAAGUAUCACCUCUGCAUUUCUUUUUAUCCACACAGUCUUUCCAUCACUCUGUAUCCACGGAAUAAUAACAUCUCUUUCUCUAUGCAGGUGUCAUCCAAGUUACUCUGGGGAGAGGUGUCAGUUCUUCACGCUGCCCUUAGAGAAGCCUCAGGAGGGUUACAGCCGGACCACAGCGCUGGCGGUGGUGGCGGUGGUACUGUCAUCUGUUUGUCUCACCAUAAUUGGCCUUUUAUUAUUGCUCAGGUAUGUAAAAUGCUCAUAGUUUUUCUCACAAGCACACAUUCAUAAAGACACAGAAACAGCUAAAACGCUCAACUAGAGAUUUACAUGGCAUGUCCGCUUCUGUUUAUCACAGGUUUCACAAGCGGGGUGCAUACGAUGUAGAGAGUGAAGAGAAGGUCAAACUUGGGUUAGCACCCAACCACUGAAGCGAUAAAGAAAGGUGAGUUUUUAAGAGGGGCAAGCCCAGAUAUUUGAGCGCCGACAAACAACGUCAUUUUUAAUCCCUGAAAGAAGAUUUUUACUCAUUUCUUCUCUUUUCUUUCAGGCAAAGAUGCAGAAAUUCUACCUCAAAAUAGAAAAGAGAAGUGACCCUGAAAGAAGGUCCUAGAGGGAAAAUGGAUCAUACAUAAAGAAGGGAACAGAGGUUGUCGUGUGCCUGACCCUCUGCAACAUGUUCAGAUGACAAAAAAGGACAGCUGAACAUAUUCCUGAAGGCCUCAGAAAAGAAGGCGGCCUGCCCGAAAACUGGAAUACAAACGGCCCAGAGGAUGGACUGGAGAUGUGAUGAGCGAAAGGUGAAAAGCAUGAGAGGAAGAAGGAGAAGAAGAAGAAGGAGGAGGAACGUGUCUCAACUCUGUGCUGCUUCUUGACUGUGUGAAAAAAAGAGGUGGUUUCACACUGAACUGAACAAGAAAUGUUUUAACAACCAGAGCUCAACCUGGAUUUUUUCUCAAAAAACAGCAUUUUGUAUUUUCUUGCUCAAGUCCGUCUUUUGUUUUCUUUCUGUACAGUAAAUGGUAUAUUUAUAAUUUUAAUUUAUUUAUUUAAGCUAACUGUAUUUAUAGAGAUUUUAACCACAUUCAACAAGUUUUUAAAAUAAAGAUGUUACAGUUGUUUUUAUAUUUCCUAUUGGAUGACAUAUUUAUUAAUGAAAUAGAAAAGCAAACAAUGCAGAAGCUCCUUGAGAAAUCAUUCAAAACGAUCUGACUUUGGCUCUAAUAUUGGCACUCAGAAGAUGAUCAAUAGCACUGUGAUUAAUAAAUUGAUCACUGAAUAGACGUGAUUGUUUGUUCUCUUUGGUUCAGGGUGUUUUCAUCGAGAGAAACACCCUGUUCAAGCUCACGCAGUUACACACGUUUUAACUUGGAAGCAGUUCAACCAGUUGGAUCUGUCAAUGGGGUUUAAGGCCCUGCUUAGAGGCACAUUAGUAGGGAAAAUGAGGCACUUCCCACGCCAAAAUCCAGCUGGCAUUUCGGGGGUCUCAAGGCCACUUAUGGCUCAGGGUUCAGCCGAAUUGUUUAAAUGACAGAUCAAUGUCAAUAAGUUACAUUGCACUGGCUUUGUAUGGAUAAAAAGCAACAUAAAAGCUACUUUCUCAGCGUCUGUGUUGUUAAGAAACUGUAACAAGGGAGUCAAAUAGCUGAUGCACUGUAUGAUAAUGAUGUCUUACCAUCAUAAGAAACUCCCUCACUUCCAUGUUCAGCUGUCAAGCGAAAAAAAAUGUGAAUUAAAGUGUUUCACCUUUUCCAAUCCUGUCCUGCAGUUUUGAAGUGAUUGUUAUUUAUGUGACUUUUCAGAAUGAAAUAAAAAGACUAUCAGAAUUUUUGAA